Molecule: messenger RNA, 3376 nt
Organism: Bicyclus anynana (squinting bush brown)
Lineage: Eukaryota; Metazoa; Arthropoda; Insecta; Lepidoptera; Nymphalidae
Exons: 9
Coding region: 28-3222 (1064 amino acids)
Biological process (GO): proteolysis
Molecular function (GO): serine-type endopeptidase activity
Source: RefSeq, a predicted model, not a curated record
GGCAGGUUACAAGUGUUACCGUUUACGAUGGCGUUACUGGCUUCCUGUACAGCCAUAAUCAAAUGGGAUGUAAAGGGAUCCGAGAAAAGUGCCGGUGACAUCGUCGAAAUAGCUUUCGUAUAUCAACUACAACCACCAGGGCCACAACAACCAUGGUCACAGCAACCAGAACCACAACAGCAACCAGGGACACAACAAUUAGGGCUGCAACAACAAGGGCCCCAACAGCAAGAGCCCCAAGAACAAGGGCUACAACAACCAUGGACAACACAACCAUGGUCACAACAACCACGGCCAAACCAACCACGGUCACGACAACCAUGGCCACAACAACCAAAUCCACAACAACAAGGGCCACAACAACCAAAGUCACAGCAACCAUGGACAUUAAAACCAGGGCCUCAACAACAAGGAUCCCAACAACCAGAACUACAACAACAAGGACCCCAACAACAAGGGCUACAACAACCAGGACCACAACAACAACCAGGGUUGCAACAACAACCAAAGGCACAACCAUCAGGAGUGCAACAACCAAGAUCACGACCAGCAGAUCCACAACAACAACAAGGGCUACAGCAACCAUGGUCACAACAGCCAUGGCCACAACAACAACCAGGUACACAACAAUCAGGUCUCCUACAACAAUGGCCACAACAACAACCAGGGACACAACAAUCAGGGCUCCAACAACAAUGGCCACAACAAUCAGGGCUCCAACAACAAUGGCCACAACAAUCAGGGCUCCAACAAACAUGGCCACACCAACCAUGGACACAAACCCCAUGGCAACAACAACCAUGGUCACAACAAACAUGGCCACAACAUCCAGAGUCACAACAACCAUGGUUAUUACAACCAGGGCCACAAAAACAAAAAGGGCCACAACAACCAGGACUUCAACAACAAACACCCCAACAACCAGAGCUACAACAACAAGGACCCCAACAACAAAGGCCAAAACAACAAGGGCCACAAAAACCAGGACCACAAACUCUACCCGGAUUGCAGCAACAGCCAGAUUCACAACAAUCAGGUCUGCAACAACCAGGACCACAACAACAUGAGCCACAACAUUAUGGGCCUCUACAACAAGGGCUUCAACAACAAGGGCCUCAACAACAAGCGCCACAACAACCAGAGCCACAUCAACCAGGACCACAACAAAACCCAGAGCUACAUCAACAACCAGACACACCAAAAUUAGGUUGGCAACAACCAGGACAACAACAACAACAAGGUCUCCAAGAACCAUGGUUACAGCAGCCAGAAGCAAAACAACCAUGGUCAGAUAACCCAUAUCCACAACAAACAGAGACACAACAACCAGAGCUACAACCACAAGGGCCUAAACAACAAGGGUCACAACGACCAGGGUCACAACAACCACAACAAGUGCUAGAACAACAACCAGAGACACAACAGUUUGGUCCGCAACAACCAGGACAACAACAACAAGGGCCACAUGGACGAGGACCACAACAACGACCAGGGACACAACAAUCAGGGCUGCAACAACCAGGACCACAAAACCAAUCAGGGCCGCAACAGCAACCAGGGACACAACAAUCAGGGCUACAACAAACAGGACCACAACAAGAAGGGCAACUACGACCAGGGACACAACAAUCAGGGCUGCAACAACCAGGACCACAACAACAAUCAAGGCCACAACAACAACAACAACCAGGACAACAACAACAACAAGGUCUCCAAGAACCAUGGUUACAACAGCCAGAAGCAAAACAACCAUGGUCAGAUAACCCAUAUCCACAACAAACAGAGACACAACAACCAGAGCUACAACCACAAGGGCCUAAACAACAAGGGUCACAACGACCAGGGUCACAACAACCACAACAAGUGCUAGAACAACAACCAGAGACACAACAGUUUGGUCCGCAACAACCAGGACAACAACAACAAGGGCCACAUGGACGAGGACCACAACAACGACCAGGGACACAACAAUCAGGGCUGCAACAACCAGGACCACAAAACCAAUCAGGGCCACAACAGCAACCAGGGACACAACAAUCAGGGCUGCAACAAACAGGACCACAACAAGAAGGGCAACUUCGACCAGGGCCACAACGUGUACCAGGGACACAGCAAUCAGGACUGGACCACCCAUGGCCACAACAACCAGAGCCACAACAACAAGGGCAAGGAACGAAUAAUAUAAUUGAACCGUCAAUUGGCUUCAGUUGCUACACUACAGAUCAGGAAGAAGGCAUAUGUGUCAAGUAUACCAUGUGUAUGAACGAAGCGCCAAAGAUGUACUCAAGGAACGCCUUCGUAUUCAGAUCCCAAGACAGGAGCCCGUGUAGUUUCCUCAAGAUGUGUUGUCCCACCAAUAAACUGCGCUUGACACCGGAAGUGCCCGUCAUCCCCCCCACUGCAGGCUGCGGGUACAGCAACGCAGUCGCCGGAGUGUUCAGAGAGAAGACUGGCACCUCCAGCAGCGGACGUGCCGACUUCGCAGAGUUCCCCUGGAUGGUCGCUUUGUUGCGGAAAACGGAUGGUUACUGGAACGACGCGGACUACAUAGGAGGAGGGUCCCUCAUACACCCAUCCGUCGUUCUAACCGCCGCCCAUAAGGUCGAGAUGUUUAGGACGAAUGAGAUCAAAUGCCGCGCCGGGGAGUGGAACACUCUGAAUGAGAACGAGGCGCUGCCUCACCAGGAAAGAGACGUCCAGAGGAUCAUCAUACAUCCGCAGUUCGCGAGGAUGGACGCCCAUUACGACGCCGCGCUGCUGUUCCUGGAGACGCCAUUCGCAAUCCAGGCGCACAUCAACAUAGUGUGUGUCGCGCCCACUCUCCCUCCCCCCGGGACUGUCUGCUACAGCAUGGGCUGGGGCCAGGACUUCACCGACUCCACAUACAACGCUAAUGUGCUCAAAAAGAUAACCUUACCCCUAGUCCGCCCUGAUGAUUGUCAAAGACAACUCCGCAGAACCAUCCUGGGGCCAGAAUUCACCUUGCACAGGACCCUGACCUGCGCAGGAGGGGUCGCCAACGAAGACACUUGCGUGGGAGACGGGGGGUCACCUCUCGUCUGUCAUGUCGGGCAUCCAGAUGAGCUGCAUUUCGAGGUAGUGGGUAUGGUUGCAUACGGGCCCACGUCGACGUGCGGCGCAGACGGCGUCCCCGGCGUGUAUGUUAACGUGCCGAGACUGUAUAGCUGGAUCGCCCAGCAGGGAGACCUCGCCGGGAUCUAGAGACUUGACCAAAUGAAAACAUCCUCACAACAUCCGACAGACCACUGCCACAUCAACCGAUGGACGUCAAAUUGUCCUUAUACAAAUCAUUCAACGCUUUUCAGACCACAUUGACGGAGUAUGAAAUCAACCAUUGAUCGGCCGUCAAAACGCA